AUACCAAAAAUAUACCAGUUGAUUUGACGACAAUAAAUCAAGAUAUGGACAAGGAGAAAAGCAACACAAAAGAAAGACUUCAGAAACAAGAAAGGCAAGAAUAUAAAGAUGUCACACCGUCAGAAUAUCAACCAGCUAAAGCAGCAGAAAAAGAAACCUCGAAAUACCAAACACUCAGAACGCUUUCUGCCCUGACGUCAGAGGAAACUGAACUCUAUCAAGAUUACUACUAUCCAGAACCAGUUUCUCCUAAGAAGAAAGAGAAAUCAAAGGCAAAAAAGGAUCAGAUUCACCCUUGUCCAAAAGUUAAGAAGAAAAGGCUUGUGUCCUAUGAUACAACAGAACCAGAGGAUGAUGAUGUGACAAGACAUAUUAUAAGGCUAAGAGAAAAGUUUGGUUGGCAAACGACGUUACCACAGCACUGUUUGGAGCACAAAAGUUCCAAAACUGCAAUUCAGAAGAUUAUUCUAAAGGAACCUUUAACAGAUGAUGGAGAAUUUGUAUAUUGCCUUCCUCGGAAAAAUCGUCAAAUUCUCGAUAAUCCAUAUGAUCUUCAGGUGGUCUCUGCCCACAGGGCUAGACACUGCAAAGAAUUUUGGAUUGUUACUGCAUCAUUUAUCUCAAAGGUUACUAAAAUAGGUGAUGUAGAAGAAAUAGAACUCAUACCUACUUUGGAAUGGCUUUUAGAAAGAAAAUGUUACCAUUUAUUACAGCAAUUCAAGAUAUUUUCUAAUUUUCGAGUCAAUAAAUCAUUUGUUACCUGGAAAUUGAAUGUUAGAAGAAUUAAGACAGAGAAGAGCAGGUCAUUUUUGACUCGCCAUCUUUUUUGGGCUGAUGAGUUAUUUCAAGGCUGUUUGCUUUAUAUAAAGGGACUUUGUGAAGAUGCAGUUGAUACAAAAAAAGGUAAUGACCAAGAAGACCAUCCAUCUGCCAUAUGCCUCAUCAAGCUGGAUAGGUCUCGAACAUACUCUCUAGAUGCAUUUUGUAAAGAGCAGUUACAGCAAGCUACCCUGGCGCUGAAGCAGCUUGAGGAUAUCAGACAUAAAGCUCUUUGUGAAAUCAGAAAUACAGUUUUAAAGGUGGCAGAAAAGAAAGAAAUUAAAGAAUACUUUGAGUCAAACCUCUCUGAAGAUGACACUGUACAUUUCAAGCUGCCUACAUAUCGACGUUUAUUAGAAACUGUUCUGAGGUUUCUGCUGCUGGUUGACUACAUAUUUCAGGAACUCAUCCGUAAACUAAUGAAUACUGCAGUCACACUACUUUUGGAAUUAUUUAAUAAUUCUGCUAGAAUGCCAUUUUCAAGGGAAAAAAGGAACGAAGAUCUCAUUAAAUUAUACAAGAAUGUCUUUUCUGUCACUGAAAAGAUAACAGAUGAUUAUGAAGAAGUUGUUGAUGAUUCAGACUUACAUGUCACUUCUGUUUUAAAGUCAGAAGUAAAAACAGAAGCGGAUAUUAACGAGAUUUUGAAUAGUAUUAAAGUGGAUGAGGAUUUGAGAAAAGUAUAUGCACCAGUAUUUGAAGUAGCUCUACACUUGAGCGUUCCCGAAGAGAGUGGCUCUUCAGAAAGUUCCACAGAGAACUCUCAUGAGGCUGACAAGUCCUCUGAAGGAUCUGAGUCAUGUGAAGAUGAGGCAUCAAAAAAUGAAGUCGGUUGUCUCAUAAGACACUCCAGUGAAGAGCAGCCACUAAUGCAGAAAACAGAAAAUGUCUCUUCCAACUUGGAAGGAACUCUUUCAGGCAUAGAAAUCAUGACUGAGUUUGAGAAUAAAUACAUACAUGAUGAAUUUUUGGAAUUUGCUACAAAUCUCUCCUUAGCUCCCAACAGAUUAGAGUUUUCAAUAAAAAUUCAAAAUAUGGUGACUGACAUUGAAAAAUGUAUAACCAGGAUUAUUCCUCUUUGCCAAGAUCCUCGCCUGUCUCUCUUUACUGAAUCGGUUUUAAUUACAAGUUUACCUAAUAAGACUGAAAGUGGAAUGGCCUAUAAGAAGCCAGCCAGAUGGCCAGAUUGUCAGAUCCUUUUUGAAAUGGAUCCUACGUACCAAAGUAAAAUUGCCAGGCUCCUGACUGUUGUUGGUAAUUGCAUGGGGCAAGUUAAUGUUUACAGUUGCAAGUUUAUAAAAUACUGUUCCAUGGUACAGAAGGCCAAAGCCAUGAGCAUGAAAAUCUCAUUGGUGGAUGAACUGACUUCAACACAGUUUAAAAUGAUCCUGGCUAAAUUCAGAAACUAUCUUCAAUAUAUUAUUAACAUGGCCGUUGAGAAACGCAUUGGUAUUUUCAAAGUCAUAAGUCUCAGUUAUCAGUCAGAAUGCUUACCCUAUGUUGAGAAUGUCCUACAUCUGAUCCACAACCUCCUUCGAUCUGUAAUUGAAAAGAAGAAUACAAAUCUACUGGAAGUUGUGGAGUCAUCACUGCGAAAGCUGGACUCUGAUCCCACUGAAAUAGAAGAAUUUGUGGAACAUUUUACUUUUUUGGAUUCAGUUUCCUCAAAAAUAUUUGCCUUAGAGAAAGAGUACUCCACCGUCAAUCAGCUGCACUCUGUCGUACGGUAUUACCAGAUCCAGAUCCCAGAAGAGCAAAAUGCCAUAUACAGAAUUCUCCUUGGCAGGUUUGGUCAACUAAAAACUUCUCUGAAGCUAAGAAAAACAAAUAAAGAUGUGGCUCUUUCUAGAUUCAGAGACAAUUUGGAAGCACACAUCACUGGGCUGCGAGUUGACCUCAGUAACUUGAAGACCAAGAUAAGAACUCCCGUACUGCUGUGCAUGGGCACGCGCGUGGACACCGCCAUGGAGAUGAUGCGGGCACUCACAGAGGAGGCUGCUGCCUUGGCGCUUAGGGCUAAAACCUACUGCAGCUACCAGAGCCGCUUCGAUGACACCCAGUCCCAGAUGCACUCCCUGAACAUGGAGGAGAUCACACAGCUUGUCCUGGGGGAGGUUUCGGACAUUGAAUACGACCUCACCUUGAGGAAGAUCCUGUGGGAGGUCCAGGAGGAAUGGAGAGCGCUCUUCGGGGAAUGGAGGAGUAGGACUCUUCAUAGUAUUGAUACAGAGUCGGUCCAGAGAAAUGUUUCAAGAUGGAUACACAAAAUCCUUGUCCUAGAAAAAGGUUUACCUAAAAAUGACAUGGUAACCCAUCUUAAGCAGUCAGUGACAGAAUUUAAGCAAGAACUGCCUAUCAUCAUGGCUCUCGGAAACCCCUGUCUCAAGCCAAGGCACUGGGAGACUCUCCAGGAGAUUAUUGGGAAGUCCGUUUCUCUUGAUAAAAACUGUACAGUAGAGGAUCUUCUAGCACUCAAGAUGUUUCAGUACGAAAAUGAAAUUAACGAAAUCUCGGCCUCUGCCACUAAUGAAGCUGCUCUUGAGAAAAUGCUGUUUAAAAUUAUUGAUCAGUGGAACACAACGCCGUUACACUUAGCUGUUCAUCAGUCAGAGACAAUGUCCAUCCCAAUAAUUUCAUCCAUAGACGACAUAUUAACUCAGUUAGAAGAGUCUCAGAUGAUACUCGCAACAGUUAAAGGAUCUUCGUCUAUUGGGCCCAUUCGGGAUCUUGUGGAUGAGUGGGAACAGAACUUGACUCUCUUCUCUCACACUCUUGAGGAAUGGAUGAAUUGUCAAAGAAAUUGGCUUUAUCUUGAACCAAUCUUUAAUUCUGUAGAAAUACAAAGGCAGCUGCCAGCAGAAGCAAAACUCUUCUCUCAUGUGAUUUCCAUGUGGAGAGAAAUAAUGUUAAAAAUACAAAACAAACUGGAUGCUUUGCGAAUAACCACCUCUUCAGGUGUCCUUGAGAUUCUGCAAAAUUGCAAUGCAAGUCUGGACUAUAUAAUGAAAAGUCUGGAGGACUACCUUGAAAUCAAAAGAAGGAUUUUCCCAAGAUUUUACUUUCUUAGCAAUGCUGAACUCCUUGAUAUUCUAGCUGAUAGCAGAAAUCCCGAGUCUGUACAGCCUCAUCUUGUGAAGUGUUUUGAAAAUAUAAAACAAUUACUGAUAUGGAAACAAGAAAUCGGUCCUCCUGCUGUGAUAAUGCUCAUAUCUGCUGAAGGGGAAUCUCUUCUGCUGCCCAAGAAAAUUCGUGUAAGAAGUGCCGUGGAACAGUGGCUGGUGAAUGUAGAGAAAAGCAUGUUUGAUGUGCUGAAAAAGUUUCUAAGUCAAGGGGUCGAGGACUGGAACCGCCAGAUCUUUUCCACAUGGGUAGUGUCUCAUCCAGGACAAGUGGUCCUCACGGUGAGCCAGAUCAUGUUUUAUAAUGACUGCAUCAAAUGUUUUGGGAGUUCUCGGUCAAGACCAGAGUUGGAGAAGGUCCACAGCAGCAUGGUCCGUCACCUAGAAGAGAUUGCAGAGCUGGUGAUGCUGGACACCAGUAACUCCCGCACGCAGGCUGUCCUGGGAGCGCUGCUCACACUCUGCGUACACCACAGAGACAUUGUGAGAGAUUUAUUGCUGAGAGGCAUCUUCAGUGUGGGGGAUUUUGAGUGGACGAGGCAUUUGCACUAUAAGUGGAACGACAGACAGAAGUUGUGCUACGUGUCUCAAGGAGAUGCCAGCUUCACAUACGGCUACGAGUACCUGGGCUGCACGCCCCGCUUGGUUAUCACGCCCCUCACUAACAGGUGCUGGCUCACCCUCACCGGAGCGCUGCUUCUGAAUCUGGGGGGCUGCCCCGCAGGCCCCACCGGCACGGGCAAAACAGAGAGUAUCAAAGAUCUAGCCAAAUCCUUAGGCAAACAUUGUUUGGUCUUCAACUGUUUUGAGGAUUUGGAUUAUAAGAUAAUGGGGAGAUUCUUCUUCGGACUGGUGCAGUCAGGAGCGUGGUGCUGUUUGGACGAGUUCAAUCGGAUUGACGUGAAGGUCCUCUCCGUGAUUGCGUCACAGAUCCUAACGAUCAAGGCGGCAAAAGACAGCUACUCUGUCAGGUUUAUGCUGGAAGGAAAAGAAAUUCGUAUCAACAUGUCUUGUGCAGUAUUUGUCACCAUGAUCCCUGGAUAUAAAGGUCGAGUAGAGCUCCCGGAUAACUUAAAAUCUCUGUUUCGCCCAGUGGCAAUGAUGACUCCCCAUUAUCAAAUGAUUGCUGAGAUAAUGCUGUUUUCAUUUGGUUUCAAAUCUGCAAAAUCACUCUCUGGAAAGCUGGUUAACAUUUAUGAAUUAGCCAGCAAGCAGCUCUCACAGCAGGAUCAUUAUGAUUUUGGCUUGAGGACUAUGAAGACCGUUUUAACAAUGGCUGGGAAGAAGAAACAGGUAUUUAAAUGUAACUCCUGUGACCAUCUUUCUGAAAAGGAGGAGACUCUGAUCGUCCUUGAGGCUCUAAGAGAAGCUAGUUUGCCAAAAUUUCUCCCUGAAGACAUCCCAUGUUUUGAAAAGAUUAUAGGAGAUAUUUUUCCUGAAGCAGAAGUUUCAAUACCAAAUCAGGUUGUCUUGGAGGAAGCAAUAUUUAUUGCAACUCAACAGUUGGGCUUACAACAAUGGCCAGCUCAGACAAAGAAAAUCAUACAGUUUUAUAAUCAGCUUCAGACUUGCAUUGGUGUAAUGUUAGUAGGCCCAACUUGUGGAGGAAAGACAACAGUCAGAAGAAUUUUAGAAAGAGCAUUAACACUAUUACCAGUUGAAUACAUCCUACCACGGAGAAGAAGGGAAUCUAUUUCACAGAUUUCAGGGAGAAAAGGAAAAGUAGAUAUUUGUGUUCUAAAUCCAAAGUGUAUCACUGUUGGUGAACUAUAUGGACAACUGGAUGCUAAUACUAUGGAGUGGUCUGAUGGGCUGUUAGCAGCAGCAGUUCGAAAUUACGUAUAUCUCAACACUGCAAGGAGCUCAAAGAAAGACAGUGAUUUAGGACUGAGAUCAAGAAUCUCAGAUGCAUCUAAUGUUUUCAAACUUGAUUUCUCUGAUGCAGCAGAUACUGACAUUAAUAUAUUUGAAAUGGAGGUGGGAAAAGAUGUUAACAUUCCGGAAAAUCAGAGGUACGACUGGCAGUGGAUUGUUUUAGACGGGCCAGUGGAUACUUUCUGGGUAGAAAAUCUCAACUCCAUGCUGGAUGAUACUAGAACAUUAUGCCUGGGAAACAGUGAGAGAAUUGCCUUAAAUGAUAAAAUACGAGUGAUUUUUGAGGUGGACAGUCUCUCUCAGGCCAGUCCUGCUACUGUCAGCCGAUGCGCAAUGGUCUAUAUGGAUCCUGUUGAUCUGGGAUGGGAGCCUUAUAUGAAGUCAUGGCUUUUGAAAACUUCCAAAAUUAUGAGUCAAACAGGAGUGAGUUGUCUUGAAUUCAUGAUUAAAAAUAGUGUAGCAGACGGACUACAGUUUAUGAAGAAGCAUCGGAAAUGUCAGCCAUUUCCUGUCCAGGACGUAAUGACCGUUAUGACUCUGUGCAGAAUUCUUGAUGCUUUCUUCGACUUCAUGGGUAAAAAUGGAGGCUUUGGAAAAUGUGAAGAUUUGAAGGACAUUUCAACUGAGGAGAAAAGUUCUUCACAUUCAAAAGUUUCUGUCAAAUUCAAGAGUACAAAAAAGAGAGCUGAAAAUACAUGGUAUCUGGAGAAGAAUCCUCAUAAGUUAAAAAUUGUGCUUCAGAAGCUCUUCGUGUUUGCAUUUACUUGGGCCUUUGGAGGAACUUUAAAGCGUGAGGAUGAACACGAAGAUGACCUCGUGCCGUAUUUGAGCCACGAGCCUGGUUCCCCUGCCAUGGUGACCUACGAUUUUGACAAGCUUGUGCAUGAGCUGUUUGAGAGCAAUCCACACAUAGGCGUAAACCUACCAUCUGGUAAAUGUUCUAUCUUUGGCUAUUUUGUGGAUUUGCAGCAGUGCGAAUUCAUACCGUGGUCAGAAUUACUUCCUACUGUUCAGACACUAAUUCAAAAAGGAACAUCCAUGCUAGUGGACCCUGAAGGAUCGAGUGAAAACCUGUUGAAGAUCACAGAAUACGGAGAGAACAUCACUUAUAUUGCCACCAGAGACACAGUGUCCCUCUCUUUCCUCAUAAGCUUUCUCUUAAAGAAUUUCUGCCCCGUACUUCUCACAGGAGACCCUGCUGUUGGGAAAACCAGUGCCAUUAAUGAAAUGCUUGAGAGGCUGGAGGGUCCUGGAGCACUGGAUGUGAAAUACAGUUCCAUCUUAGGAGAAGUCCUACUGUACAGUGAAAUUAAAAAAUCAAGCCUGAAGCAGAAUAUCAGCCUCUUUCUCUCUGAAACUCCCAAGGCAGGAGCUGAAGGUCAAGAUAAGCAUAUUAAAAAGCCAGCAGUCAAAACUGAUGAAAGUUCCUUGAAAAAUGAUAAGAAGGGAAUUGUAGUAUCAACGAUAAAUUUUAGCAUCGGUAUCACAGCUGCCAAAGCCAAGGAGAUGAUCCUGAAGAAAUUAGUCAGAAGAACCAAAGACACUCUUGGAGCGCCAAAGAACAGCAGGAUUGUACUGUUCAUUGAUGAUCUAAACAUGCCAGAAUCAGACACAUACGGAGCUCAGCCACCCUUGGAAUUAAUCCGGCAGUUACUAGAUAUGGGAGGCCUGUAUGACACAAAGAAGAACACUUGGAAGAACAUUCAAGAUCUUUCUCUGGUGGCAGCCUGUGCCCCUGCAGCGGUCAGGAGGCAUGCCAGCCCACGUCUGCUCAAGCACUUUUCCAUCCUGGUGCUGCCUCACCCUCCACAGCACGCCUUGCGGGCUAUUUUCCAGGCUCAUUUGGGAAUGUAUUUCUCCAUCAAUAACUUCACAUCCAAUGUUCAGAAAUGUAAGGAUCAGAUAAUAUCGUGUUCUCUCGCCGUCUACUCUCAAGUAUGUCAGAAUAUGCUGCCAACCCCAGCGAAAUGCCACUACCUGUUUAAUCUUCGAGAUGUGUUUAAGCUUCUCCUGGGGUUGCUGCAAGCUGAGAGGGUUGUCAUCAACUCCAGAGAGAUGGCCGCUCUGUUCUUUGUUCACGAAGCCACCCGAGUGUUUCACGAUCGCCUGAUUGAAUAUACUGAAAAACGGCUUUUCUAUCAACUUCUCUCAAAGGAAAUUGAGAAUUAUUUUCAGGUUCAGUGGACAAAAGAGAAACUGAUGAACGACUCAACUGUAUUUGUGGAUUUCUUGGAUAUAAACAAGGCCCAUAGGAAAAAGAUCUACCGGAACACCAAUGACUACCAUAAACUCGCCAAUGUACUGAAUGAAUUCCAAAUGAAGUUGAGCUCCGCAUCUUUGGAGAUUUUUCAUUCCAUGGUGUUCUUCAAGGAAGCCAUAGAGCAUAUCGCCAGAGCCGUGAGGGUCCUUCGGCAGCCAGGGAGUCACAUGCUACUGAUCGGAAUAGAUGGCUGUGGGAAGGAGACCUGCGCCACCCUGGCCUGUUACUUGACAGAAUGCAAACUCUACCGAGUGCCCACAUCCCGCAAUUAUGCCUACAUGGAAUUCAAAGAAGACUUUAAAAGGGGCUUCAUUCAAGCUGGACUGGAAGGGAACCCCACUACCUUGAUAGUUACUAGCUUAAACUCAAAGCAGGAGUCGUUUUUGGAAGACUUGAAUAGCAUUCUCAAUCUGAGGAAAAUACUUUACCUGUUUGAAAACGAGGAGCUGGACUCCAUCGCCCUGAAGAUGAGAUCUGUUGAACAGUCCGGUUACAUGGAUAACAGGCAGUCUCUCCUUGCGUUCUUCCAGAAGAGGAUCCAUAAAAACCUUCAUAUUUUUAUGACCAUGAGUCCAGCAGGACCGACCUUCCGCCAGCAUUGUAGAGCCUACCCCUCCAUGAUCACCACCUGCACUAUCGACUGGUAUGAGAAGUGGCCAAAAGAGGCUCUCCUCGUCGUAGCCAAUUCUUUCUUAAGAGAAAAGGUGUAUUUAAAGAACAGACAGAACUUGAGAGAAAAACUUGCCCCAACGUGUGUCCAAAUCCACAGAAGUAUAGAAGACUUGAACACAAAAUACUUCGAGAAAACCAAAAGGCAUUACUAUGUCACUCCCAGUAGCUACUUGCGUUUCAUGGAUACAUUUGCUCACAUUUUGAGGUCACGAGAGAAGGACAUGCAAGCAAAGAGGAAUCAUCUUCGUAUGGGUGUCUCCAAGAUCCUGGAAGCAACUGUACUUGUUACAGAGAUGCAGGAGGAGCUCUUGAUCCUUGGCCCACAGAUAGAACAAAAAACAAAGGAAAUGGAAGCCCUAGUGGAAAAACUGCAGAAAGAUUCACAAGUCGUGGAGAAGGUCCAGAUGCUUGUUAAACAGGACGAAGAAAUUAUGGCCGAAGAAGAAAGAAUUGUGGAAGAGUAUGCUCAGGAAACUGCCCAUGAAGUUAAAAGCGUGCUGCCGGCUCUGGAAAAGGCGGUGGUGGCUCUGAGCGCCCUGGACAAAGCCGAUGUGGCCGAGCUGAGAGUGUACACACGACCUCCCUUCCUCGUGCUGACCGUCAUGAAUGCCGUCUGCAUUCUUCUGCAGAAGAAGCCUAACUGGGCUUCAGCGAAGUUGCUUCUUUCAGAAACUGGUUUCCUGAAAAAACUGGUUAACCUUGACAAGGACAGCAUCCCGGAGAAGGUCUUCACGAAGCUGAAAAAAAUUGUAACCUUACCUGAUUUCAACCCAAACAAGAUUGCCCUCGUGUCAGUUGCCUGUUGCUCUAUGUGCCAUUGGGUCAUAGCUCUGAAUAACUACCACGAAGUACGGAAGGUGGUGGUCCCUAAGCAAAUCCGGGUAGCUGAAGCUCAAAAUGUCCUCAAAAUUGCACGACAAAGGUUGGCCGAGAAACAAAGAGGUUUACAGCUGGUUGAAGAACAUCUCCUGUUUCUGCAGGGAGCCUACAAAGACAUGGUUGUGGAAAAGCAACUCUUAGGCGACAGGAGGAACCUGGCCACCAGGCGCCUGCAGUGUGCAUCUGUUCUCCUCACCGCGCUGGAGGAGGAGAAGACUCGAUGGCAAGAAACAAUCAAUCAAAUAGACAAGAAGUUGGAAGGAAUUUUGGGCGACAUGCUUAUUUCAGCAGCGUGCAUUGUCUACAGUGGAGUGUUAACAGCAGAAUUUCGCCAGUUAAUUGUGAACAAAUGGAAGAAUCUUUGCACUAAAAACAACAUUCCUUUGUCUCCUAACUUUUCCUUAAUUGAAGCCAUGGCGCAGAAGCAUGAGAUCAGCCUGUGGCACUCUCAAGGGCUCCCCCUUGGUCAAUACUCAAUUGAGAACGCCGUCCUGAUCAAGAACAGCCUGCAGUGGCCCCUGCUCAUUGACCCGCACAAGCAAGCCCACGGCUGGAUCCGGCAGAUGGAAGGGCCCAGGCUGCAGGAGCUCUCCAUCCAGGACAGCGGUUACAUCCAAGAGAUCGAAAAUGCCAUGAAAACAGGAGGGAGCGUCCUCCUGCAGGUACUGGGGCACUGGGCUCACUCCCUAAGUCUGCGCAGGGGACAUACUUUCAUUUCUUCCCUUUGCAGCACCUUUGACAAACUGGUGCCUUUCUCAUCCUCUAGGUUAUACAUAUCUACAGAAAUCAACAACCCCCACUUUCCUCCGCCGGUGUAUAACUUUGUUACCAUGAUCAACUUCACGUUAACAUUCCAAAGUUUGCAGGAUCAGCUCCUAUCUACCAUACUAACUCAGGAAGUUCCUUACUUAGAAAAUCAGCAUUUGCAGUUACUGGCGAGUAUUUCCCUUGAUGCUAUGACCCUUGAAGAACUAGAGGAAAGAACAUUGAAUGUACUACAGAAUGCACAAGAAUGUGUGUUAGAUGAUGAGGAAAUGGUAGACAUCUUAAGAAACAUCAAAAUGAAUUCAAAUGAAAUUUCAAAGCGCAUCAGAGCAACAGAAAAAGCAGAAAGUAAGAUCCAAGAGACACGCAAGCACUAUCUCCCCCUGGCCACCCGGGGCGCCCUGCUCUACUUCCUCGUGGCGGGCCUCGCCCGGGUCAGCUGCGCGUACCAGUUCUCUCUGGACUGGUUUCGCCAGGCGUUCCUUCUAGCAGUUGUCUCCGGAAGCAAAGAACAGGAAGAGCCUGACCCCACACCCCAGAAGACCCUUGAUACUACAGACCUCUCAGAAGAACCCAAGUUAGAAAGGGAGGAAAAUAUCUCCCAGAAACAUCUUAAAAAUUCAAUCGAUGUGUUGACCAGAAGUAUUUUUAAGGUGGUCUCUCCAGCUCUGUUUAACCAGCAUAAACUUUGCUUCUCCUUCUGGCUCUGCAUCACAGUCAUGCAAAAUGAUGCUAAUGGAGGUGAUGAGCCCGGAUCCCUACCAGAGGAGGAAUGGGACCUCUUCCUACAUUCUGCCCUAUUGAUAAAUAGUAAAGGUGUGAUGCCCCAGGCCAAACUUAAUAGCAUGUAUGACGCCUGCAGGGAUGGGCACCUGCACUGGCUCUCGGAAUCCCAGUGGAGACAGUGCCAGUACGUCGGUAGUGAGCUGGAGCCCUUCGCUCUCCUGUGCAAGUCCCUUCUGUCCAACGUGCCCCAGUGGGAUGCUUUCAGAGCCAGUAAGGCUGCGUACAGCCUGAUGACCAUCCCUUUCUCUCCAGAAAAUGCUUCAGUGGAGGAGAGUGAGAAAUCACCGAAGGAAACUGAACUUCUGGAUGAAAAUGAAGAAACAUGCAGUCCUGUGAAUUUCCCCUGGGAGAAACUCACUCCGUUUCAGAGACUUAUUUUGAUAAAAAUUCUUCAACCAGAACAUUUAAAGAAUUCAGUGAAAAUGUUUAUAACUGAACAAAUGGGAAAUGAAUAUGUUCCCAGAACCGGAAUUAAUUUGAAAGAGUCGUAUAAGGAAUCCAACGCCAGAACUCCGCUGAUCCUUAUUCACUCCCUUGGGACUGACCUCACCAACACUGUCCUGAAAUUUGCACGAGAGUUAAAAGGAGGAAAAAGUCACAUGACCAUUAUCUCCCUGGGCCGUGGCCAGGCUGCAAAGGCAGAGGAGAUCAUCAUGAAGUCGCUCCCCAGAGCCGCACAGUGGGUCUUCCUGCAGAACUGUCACCUCGCAGCAUCGUUUAUGCCAAGGCUGUGUACUAUCAUCGAAUCAUUUAAUAGCCCAGAUGUGACAAUAGACCCUGAGUUCAGGCUAUGGUUAAGCUCAAAAUUGGACAGUUCUUUCCCAGUUCCAAUUCUUCAGAAGAGUUUGAAGAUCGCAGUGGAAAAUCCCCAGGGACUGAAAAGUAACUUACUUCAGACCUUUGGAUAUGGUGGGAAUGGAGAGAUAACAGAACAGAUAUUUGAAAAACCUGACUGUGGACCGUCAUGGAAAAAACUUCUGUUCAGCUUGUGUUUUUUCAAUGCUGUGGUCAGUGAAAGAAUGAAUUACGGAACAUUGGGCUGGAAUAUUGCUUAUAAAUUUAGUUCUUCGGACUUGCAGGUCUCCAUCAAGAUUUUGGAAAACACCCUGAGGACACGGUCCAGUAUCUCGUGGCCGAUGCUGCGGUACCUGAUUGGGGAAGUGGUUUACGGCGGCCAGGUGACCGACACGUGGGACAGGCGAUGUCUGAACACGCUUCUCUACAGAUUCUGUAAUCCGAACGUGCUGAGAGCCGACUUCAGCUUCUCCAGCGAUGAGGUGCAUCAGCCAAUGCCCGGAUCUGUGGGCAUCGGGGACUGCAUAGACAUCAUCCAGUCCUUACCCGACGAUGACCCUCCGGAGCUCUUAGGGCUGCACCCUGAGGCCAGCCGAGGCUGCAGGGAGAUGCAGGGCCAGACGUUCAUUGACAAUCUCAUCGCCAUGGAACCAAGAGCUACAGCCAUUGCCAGCCUCAUGAUCAGUCCUGAGCAGAGUAAUGACGACCUGGUGAUGGAAAUUCUAUCUGACAUGAGAAAGCGGCUGCCAAUGUCUGUGGAGAAGGAGGAAUGUUCUGGAACUCCCAGCACAUUGAAGUGCAUCAUCUCCAGCCCCAUUUGGGAGUUUCUUUACAAAAAUAUCCAAGGCUAUGACCCCCUUAUCCACUGCGUCUUGCUAACUUUUCUGAGCCAAGAAAUUGAGCGGUUUGAUAAGUUCUUACUGGUUGUGCAUAAAUCUUUGAAAGACCUUCAACUUGCCAUAAAAGGGGAGAUCAUCCUCACCCAAGAGCUGGAGGAAAUAUACAACUCUUUCCUUAGUGCGCGAGUACCUACGCUGUGGCAGAAACAUGCCUACAUGUCCUGUAAGGCACUGAGUUCCUGGGUUAAUGAUCUCAUCCAGCGAGUGAAUUUCUUCAAUACUUGGGCCAAAAUGGCUUACACCGCGAUACAUCAUCGGUAUAUGAAAUUCGUCACAACCUGGCAGCAUUCCACGCCAUCAUCUGCCCAAGCCCCCAGAUACCCUGACACGGAACACCGUGAUUUCUUUGAAGGAUUUCCUGCAAGAUACUGGCUCCCAGCUUUCUUCUUGCCACAAGCCUUUCUUACUGCUGUGCUUCAAGACUAUGGACGGUCCCAAGGAGUCUCUCUAGACACCCUCACCUUUACCCACCACGUGGCCUCGGAUGCCACUGACAUCAAAGACGAGGAGUUCUCCAUAAUCAUCCAAAAGAACCUCAACAUCGUCAGGAGAGCCUUUAAGGGAACAGACAGCACACACGUUGGAGUGCACAUUUUUGGUUUAUUCAUCGAGGGGGCAAGGUGGAAUCAUGAACAGAAAGUUCUAGAAGACUCGCUGCCUCAUGAGCUGUGCUGCAGUUUUCCUGAAAUCUACUUCUUGCCAACAAAGAUCUCUACUGACCGAGCACAUGCUUCUGAGCAGAGGGAUGCUGAGCUCUACACAUUCGAAUGCCCUGUCUACCAGACACAUGAGCGGUCAAGGACUCUGACGACCACUGGCUUCCCGUCGACCUCUCUAACCUCAGUGUAUCUACCCACAAGGAGACCUCCUAGUCACUGGGUCACAAUGCAGGUUGCGCUCCUGUGUGAGAGGAAUGAGAAAUAAAUGCAGCUACCAAACCACCUCCUGUUUGA
Molecule: messenger RNA, 13822 nt
Organism: Mustela lutreola (European mink)
Lineage: Eukaryota; Metazoa; Chordata; Mammalia; Carnivora; Mustelidae
Gene: DNAH14
Product: dynein axonemal heavy chain 14
Exons: 84
Coding region: 45-13793 (4582 amino acids)
Biological process (GO): microtubule-based movement
Cellular component (GO): dynein complex
Molecular function (GO): dynein light intermediate chain binding; minus-end-directed microtubule motor activity; dynein intermediate chain binding
Source: RefSeq, a predicted model, not a curated record